AUGUGUUCUUGUUCUUCAUUCUUGAUCAAAACACAAACACAAUUCAGUAAGAAGCAUUGCUGCGUUUUCAUCUAAUUCCUGGCAGCUAAUAAUUACUUCCAAGCUCUCCCUUCCUGGCUUAUGGAAUCUCUAAGAUCAAAAUGCAAAACUCUUGCUAAUAGCAUAAACUGUUUCGGAUGCUGCAACAGACAAAGGCCUUUAGUCGUAGAAGUCGAUGAGCCAUCAAAGGGACUCAAAAUCCAAGGCAAAGUUGUGAAUAAAGGAAAUGGUGAUUCAUCAGACGGUCUAUGGAGCACAACUACAUGUGAUAUAGACCACAAUAGCACUGUUUGGUCCCAACCUUCAAACCCGCCAUUUGAUCCCCGGUGCAGCACAAGCAACUCUACCAAAUUUGUAAACCAUGGACUUAUUUUGUGGAACGAAACAAGACAACAAUGGCGUGAAUGCAGAACCAGACAACAACAAUGCCAAGUUCGAGAACCUGCAAUAAGCUGGAACUCGACGUAUGAUAGCUUAUUGAGCACAAACAAGCUUUUUCCUCGACCAAUACCUCUCAAGGACAUGGUGCAUUUCCUUGUUGAUCUUUGGGAGGAAGAAGGCUUGUACAUAAAAACGUAA
Molecule: messenger RNA, 618 nt
Organism: Capsella rubella
Lineage: Eukaryota; Viridiplantae; Streptophyta; Magnoliopsida; Brassicales; Brassicaceae
Source: RefSeq, a predicted model, not a curated record